Lemur catta (Ring-tailed lemur) is the source of this 1979-nucleotide messenger RNA. RefSeq names its product family with sequence similarity 168 member B (gene FAM168B). Lineage: Eukaryota; Metazoa; Chordata; Mammalia; Primates; Lemuridae. The record is from RefSeq and is a predicted model, not a curated record. Bases 297 to 884 code for a protein of 195 amino acids. The transcript has 7 exons.
UGUGCUUUCCAAUGCAGUAAUGCCUAGCCACACAUAACUAUUUAAAUUGAAGUUAAAUAAAGCUGAAAAAUCAGAUCCUACACAAGCCACAUUUUUCAGCUGCUCAGCCGUCACUUGGCAAGUGGCUGCCAUAUUGGACAGCACAGAGAGAGGAACAUCAUCGCUGCAGAAAGGUUUUGGACAGUUGUGGUCAAGACUUACCACUUAGCCGUAGCUGUGGAUGCCAUGGCAAAUUUGGCAUCUGGCUUGGCUUUAGAAGUUUGAAGAAACUAGACAGUUGUUCAGUUCUUGAAAUCAUGAAUCCUGUUUAUAGCCCUGGAUCUUCCGGGGUUCCCUAUGCAAAUGCCAAAGGAAUUGGUUAUCCAGCUGGUUUCCCCAUGGGCUAUGCAGCAGCGGCUCCUGCCUAUUCUCCUAACAUGUACCCUGGAGCGAAUCCUACCUUCCAGACAGGUUACACUCCCGGCACGCCUUACAAAGUGUCCUGUUCCCCCACCAGUGGGGCUGUGCCACCGUACUCCUCCUCCCCCAACCCCUACCAGACUGCCGUGUACCCUGUGCGAAGUGCCUACCCCCAGCAGAGCCCAUAUGCACAGCAAGGCACGUACUACACACAGCCGCUGUAUGCAGCACCCCCCCACGUCAUCCACCACACCACGGUGGUGCAGCCCAACGGCAUGCCGGCGACGGUGUACCCUGCUCCCAUCCCUCCUCCCAGAGGCAACGGGGUCACCAUGGGCAUGGUGGCUGGGACCACCAUGGCCAUGUCAGCAGGUACCCUGCUGACUGCUCACUCCCCAACUCCUGUUGCCCCCCACCCUGUCACUGUGCCCACCUACCGGGCCCCAGGAACACCCACCUACAGCUAUGUGCCCCCUCAGUGGUGAUCACCCUGCAAAUGUUUGAGGAUGGAGCUGUGCAGUCACAUCAUUGAGGUUCCACAGCUGGUGCUGCAGGCCUUGUGCCUCCAACCAGGACUUUCUUCUUAAUGCUCUCGACACUUGGCUAAACACGACUACAUCCCGGCCCAGCAGGUCCCAGCGCCGUUAGUCUCCAACUAAUUCUGUGGGUUGGUCUUAAAGCAAAUCCUGUUUUGUGGACUGCCUGGCAAUUUUUUAGCUAACUGUAAUGAUAAAAAGGGAGUAUUAAUCUAUUCUGAAUCAUAUCUAGUUGAAUGCAUGUUUAAAAAAAACAAACACAAAAACAAAGCUUGCUCAAUCUACCUGCAGUGACUGAUGCAAAACCAUCAUAUGCAAAAUCCAAAGGAAUGGAAAUGUAUUUUACAACUUGUAUCACUAAUGCACUGUUGUAAUGUAUACAAAGUCUUCAAGUUAUAAGUGUUAAAGUGAAUUUCUUCAUAGAGCAUUUGAAAUAUCUUAGAUGAUUCUUCAACCUUUUGGGGUUGACGUGCGUUGCCAAUUGGGGAUAUGGAUGUUUAGUUUUCAGCAACCUUUCUUUGGCACUGACUGCACUGGGAGGGAGUUGCCGGGAUCGGAGAGAACGGGAGAGCACAGCUGCUCAGGCAUCCCUCUCUUCCCGCUUAGGCUUGGGUCAGUGCAUGGGGAUGUGCUUAAAAGUCAUCAUGAAGGCUUAGGGUUGUGUGGCCAGUACAGUUAGAGGUGAGGGGGUGGUUUAUGUGUCAGCAAAGCGAUUUUCUCUGCUAUCUAAAUUUUCAUUACAAGUCUUUUACAGAGAGAGGUGAUGUUUUAUAAAUCUUUAUUGGAAAAGUCCUGCGUAGAACUAAAUUAUUUUCCUGGGAUGGAAAAUAUGUGAAAGAAAAACAGCCAUGCUUGGAGGAGGUAUUGUCCUCUUCAUUUAGCUUAGAAAAUCAUUCCAUUUUUUUUUUUUUUCCUGAGAACUGUGUCAGCUGAAAACACAUAGGCACUGCUGUUUGUCCCCCUACAAAGAAGGGCAAAGAUUUCAGCUGUAUGUUGUGGAAAAAGUUGUAUAUUUAAGAAUGAUUAAAAGGGAACAAAACUUUA